Branchiostoma floridae (Florida lancelet) is the source of this 3706-nucleotide messenger RNA. Its product is annotated as prolyl 4-hydroxylase subunit alpha-1-like. Gene Ontology annotation, cellular component: endoplasmic reticulum. Gene Ontology annotation, molecular function: procollagen-proline 4-dioxygenase activity; iron ion binding; protein binding. Lineage: Eukaryota; Metazoa; Chordata; Leptocardii; Amphioxiformes; Branchiostomatidae. The record is from RefSeq and is a predicted model, not a curated record. Gene Ontology annotation, biological process: peptidyl-proline hydroxylation to 4-hydroxy-L-proline. The transcript is spliced from 2 exons. The coding region runs from base 1513 to 3168 and encodes 551 amino acids.
GUGCACCGCUGUCGAAAAUUCGAACAGCUAUUCUCGAAUCUCUGUUCGGUUCUUUUGUUCGAAUUGAAGUUGCAAAGUUGUUGAUGUGCAUUAGUGUCACGGUUUUUUUUUUCGACUUAAUUUUAUGGAUGACAUCCGUGCGCGCAUUAGUUUUCGCCUGGUUUCUAAUAAAGUUACCUCCGACGAGGCUCCACAGAAGUCUGGAAGUUGCUGACAAUAUUUCCGCAAAAGGCCAGCAUUUGCCGCCUUGUCUACAAAACCCUGACCCUCCUCGUACACCAUUCGCGAUAACAGGUGCUUCACGGUCUACACACGCCUCCUUGCGAAAUCCAGCUGCGCCGCAGACGGGACGGAACUCUUCAACAUCUGAGCGGAGGGAUAGAAGAGUCAAGAAAAAUGUGGGAGAAUUAACGUUAACUUAAUCAAUAAUUUUUUCUAAAUAUCGAUCAUAUCUAUUUUGUAUCAUUCAGACAGAAUGUGACAAAUUGACAUGGCAAAGCCAAUGUCACUGACAGAUAGAAAGCAGAAGCUGUCUAAAACUUCUGGCCGUCUCCAAAGUCAUAUCCAGUUGCUUCAAUGUGUGUCAUGUUUGUAUUGUUAGUCUAAAAACACAGUGUAUUCUGUACACUCUUUCUGUAUGCAAAGUAAAACGCUUACCGACAACUCUGUACUUUUAGUUUACUACAAUACAAUGUACCCGUUACAACUGUUGUUUGAUAAAGUUCCAUGAUGAUUUGCUCUGUCUGUGUGUUUAUUCAAUUCGUAUUUAUGAACGGGUCGAUUUGGACAGGUGGUCGGUUAGAAGAGUAUCAACUCACAACAUGCCUGAGGCAUAGUAUAAAUAAUUUCCGUGGUGUUUAAUGGUAUAUAACAAGCACACGCACCCAAAUAAGUAAGUCAUUUUCUUUCAUUUUUCAAUGCACGAAAUGUCUAAUGAUUGUACAGGGCAAAGCCACAGUAGAUAAACAAGCAAUAAACAUAUAUGUAGGUCUGAGGUCGUUUUGUUGCACAACUGGCAGAUGGUUACACUUAUGUAACGGGGUCAAACGAGGAUAAACUGCGCUUCGGUGUAGCAAGGACUACCCUGGGGGCCAGCCGGGAUCGGGCAGCUAGGGCAAUUCAUUCGGUGGCCCAAGACAGUCAGGCCUGCCGAUCUCCUAUUAGCGCUCGGGGGAGUUUCAGCUCGAAGGAUGUCCACCUGCACUUUUCCCUUCACCUUUACCUUUACCUAGUCCCAUCCACAAAAUUUUCCCAAGGUAGCGAUAACUCCUUCGGACUUAAACUCCCCGGAGCGCUAUUGUGAGAUCGGCGGGUUGACUGCAUUGGAUCCCCCGAACAAAACUCGCUAGCUAACCAGUCCUGUCUGACCCCAGAGUAAGCAAGGACGUUUAAUAUAUCUUAUGUAACGUUAACGUCCUUGGGCGUUGACCUAUCGAAGAGAGGGCUGCGCAGAACGGAUGCGCAUAGAGCUAUGUGGUUCGACUGGUCACGGACUGGUCUGUGCCAAGACCAAUGGCGCUGCUACCGGUGGGUAUCAUACUGUUGUUCCUGGUGCAGACCUCGGUGGAUGCUGAGGUCUUCACCGCCCUGUGUGAUAUGGAGUACCUGGUACACAUGGAGAAGGACCUGGUGGAAUCCUUAGACCAGUACAUACAGCAUGAGGAGGACAAGUUAAACAGAAUCAAAACCUUUCAGUCGAGGGUGAAAAAAGUGUCCCAGAUGGCUAUGGAGGAACCCAGCACACACCUGCACCACCCAGUCAAUGCCUACCUUCUGGUAAAAAGGUACACUCGAGAGUGGCCACUCCUGGAGGCCUGGAUACAGGAGGAUACUGCAGAACAUUUCCUGAACAAUAUGUCAAAAGUAAAGGAGUCGUUCCCGUCAUUCGAGGACUACAUGGGUGCAGGGAUAGCCCUGUUGCGCCUGCAGGACACGUACGACCUUUCCACACAGAACAUCGCUAAUGGCAAGAUGAGCAGUGAAAUAGCUAUUGCUACUCGACUAGACACAGGUUUUACGAAGAGUCCAGAGUUGUCAUCAGAGGACUGUUUUGAGGUGGGACUUCUGGCAUAUAACGACCAGGACUACUACCACGUAGCACUGUGGAUGGAAGAGUCGCUGGCGAGAUUCCAGCCCGACCCGACGUCUGAACACACCAAAGAUGCUAUUCUAGAUCAUCUGGCUUAUGCCAGUUACCGACUAAACAACAUUGAGCGUGCGUACCAGGCUACCAAGGAGCUUCUCAGAGUUAAUCCUGAGCACAGUAAUGCGGUCAACCACAUGAAGUUCUUGACGAAAGAGAUGGAGAAGUCACGAAACCUGGUGGCACCCCAGGAGGAUGAAGUGGAAGACGUUGGGUUUACAGAGCGGGGAGAAUACAAGCGUGAUUUAGCCAAAGACUACGACCCAGGGAGUAGGGUAUACGAGCUUCUCUGUCAGGUAGAUCAACCAGAGAUCUUCAACAUUACCCCCUCGAGGGUGAAACACUUGAAGUGCCGCUACUUCACCAACAACAACCACCCGCGUCUGCUGCUCGCACCCAUAAGACUGGAGCAGGUCUUCGACAAGCCCAAGCUGUGGGUCCUUCACAACAUUCUGUCUGAUCCAGAAAUGGAGGUCAUCAAAAAGCUGGCUCAGCCACGGUUACAACCAGCUGCAACCCAAAAUCCUACUACAGGAGGGGCAGUACUCUCAUCCUACCGUAUCAGUAAGAAUGCAUGGCUCUACUAUUGGGAACACAGGCUGAUCAACCGGGUUAAGCAGAGAGUGGAGGAUGUGACAGGUCUCACCAUGGAGACAGCAGAACCGUUACAAGUUAUCAACUAUGGCAUAGGCGGACACUACGAACCACAUUUUGAUUGUGCAACAAAGGAUGAGGAGUUUGAAUUGGACCCCAACGAAGGCGACAGAAUUGCUACAAUGCUGUUUUAUAUGAGUGACGUGGAAGCUGGAGGGGCGACUGUUUUCCCACAAGUCGGUGCCAGAGUAGUCCCAGAAAAGGGAGCUGGCGCAUUCUGGUACAACUUGUUGAAGAGUGGGGAGGGCGACAUGCUGACCGAACAUGCUGGUUGUCCUGUGCUGGUGGGAAGUAAAUGGGUGUCCAAUAUGUGGAUCCAUGAACGAGGUCAAGAAUUCCGCAGGAAAUGUGGACUGUAUCCAGAGGAAUAGGGACAGACCUCUGACCCCAGUCUCUACCAGACUCCCGCCUGACUGAAUAGUAAGGCCAUGUUGAUUUGAUAAUAUGCACACCUAACGAAGGAAGAUAUGUUCAAAUAUCUUAUGUCAUCAUCUGACCUCGAUAUAAUAGAAAAUCUCUGUAAGUUCGUCUACGUUUGUUUUAAAGCGAGAUAAGAUGCAUGUAAACUAUAGUGUAUGAUAAUAACUAACUUUCGUUUACUACCUUUUGUAUCAAACUGACUGUAUUUAGCCCCAAUGGGGCAUGGAUAUUCAAUAAACUUCAUUGUCAUUGUCACUAUAUGGAUGACAUCCGCGCGACCAUCAACUUUCUGCCUGUUUGAAAAAUAAAACAAAGUUUUCCACCAUGCUUUGAAUCGCACAAAGCAGCUGUAAGAGGAGUGAAUACAUGCCGUAGAUGACAAGAAAAAUAUAUCGGGAAACAUAUAGUAAUGUCAACGUCAAUUCCUACAUCAAAGAAGAAGACUGUGAAACAAAAAUGAAGAAUCUAUUGUUCAACUUCGGUAUUUAA